AUGGAUGAUGAGAAACCCACUGCCACCACUAAUUCUGACAUCAGCAAUGAUGAAGCUCCCAAUGAAAUUGAUGUCCAGCUCCCGCACAACCUCACACUUGGCUACAACAUCUAUGACAAUUAUUUGAACAUACUUGGCACUUCAGAUGCCUUGCUGGACAUGCUCUCCACUGGAGAAGGCAAUGUUCCAAACUACAGCUGUGGAAGGAUGGUCAACCUUUUGGCUCUUCUUGAUGCAGCUGCCAGGGACAUCUCCAUUCAAAUGUCAAUGUUAGGAGGCCCCUACAAAGUCCUGCAGUUCCACCCAUUUCUGAAGAAUGAUGAGUUUUGCAAUCUUUCCCAACGGAAACUCUACUUGGACCAAAACGGAGAUGUAGCAGCAGAUCUAAGUAUUAUCAGCUGGGUGGUUCUCCCUUUGGAGGAUCCCGUCAAACAGCAACUGGGCACUUUGGAAAGACAGAGAUUUGUCAUCAACCAAGAUGCCGUUUCACGACUAAAGUUGCUCAACAAGUGCCCAGAUGAUCAAUAUCCAACUCAGAAUCAAGUCCAAUGUAUCCCCAAAAGAAUAACCUUCCUUUCUUAUAAAGAGCAUCUGGGCAUCAUCCUGGUCUCCUUUGCUCUACUAUUGUUCCUAACCACAGGCUUUGUUUUAAUCGUAUUUCUUAAAUAUCGAGAAACUCCCAUUGUCAAAGCCAACAAUCGGGACCUCUCCUACAUCCUCCUGGUCUCCCUCCUGCUCUGCUUCUUGUCUUCCUUUCUUUUCAUUGGACAAUCCAGGAGAGCCACCUGCCUUCUCCGACAAACGGUGUUUAGCAUUGUCUUUUCAGUAGCCGUGUCUUCUGUGUUAGCCAAGACAAUCACAGUCGUGCUGGCCUUUCUAGCCUCAAAACCAGGGAAUAGGAUGAGAAGAUGGUUGGGGAAGAGCUUGGCUAACUCCAUCAUUCUUUCAUGUUCUGGUGUUCAAAUGUUCAUCUGUGCACUGUGGCUAGCAGUUGCUCCCCCUUUCCCUGACUCUGACCUGCACUCCCAGCCUGGAGAGAUCAUCCUUCAAUGCAAUGAAGGCUCUGUCACCAUGUUUUAUGCCAUCCUCGGCUACAUGGGUUUCCUUGCUGUCAUUUGCUUCACAGUAGCUUUUCUAGCCAGGAACCUACCUGGGGCAUUCAACGAAGCCAAGCUGAUAACCUUCAGCAUGCUGGUCUUCUGCAGCGUCUGGGUCUCCUUUGUGCCGACCUACCUGAGCACCAAAGGGAAAUACAUGGUGGCUGUGCAAGUUUUCUCCAUUUUGGCCUCCGGGGCUGGACUGCUGUGCUGCAUCUUCUUUCCCAAGUGCUACAUUAUCAUCCUGAGACCAGAUCUAAACACUAAGGAAUGUUUAAUGAUAAAAGUAGAGAACUGA
Molecule: messenger RNA, 1395 nt
Organism: Pantherophis guttatus
Lineage: Eukaryota; Metazoa; Chordata; Lepidosauria; Squamata; Colubridae
Source: RefSeq, a predicted model, not a curated record